CUCUUUUAUUUCAACAGCCUCCACUCUUGUGUUGUUCUCAAACCUUUUAAAGAGAACAGAGAGACCUGCAAAUCCCCAAUAGGUUUCUAGGGCUUCAAUCAAUCUGAGCUACAUCACCAUGUACAAAGCAGCCUCACGACUCAGGGCUCUCAAGGGCCGUGCCGGAAAUGUGGGGGCCACCAGGUUUGCAACAAGUGCAGCUGCUAUAAAGCCAGCCUCAGGGGGUAUCUUUAGCUGGCUGACGGGGGAAAGCUCCAGUACUCUUCCUCCUUUGGAAACCCAACUCCCAGGUGUUAACCUUCCUCCUGCACUACCUGAUCAUGUUCAGCCAAGCAAGACUCAGAUUACAACUCUGUCGAAUGGUGUUAAAAUAGCUUCAGAAACAUCACCGAGUCCUGCGGCCUCCAUUGGAUUAUAUGUUGAUUCCGGUUCCAUAUAUGAGACACCCGAGUCGAGUGGGGCUUCACACUUGUUAGAGCGACUGGCUUUUAAGAGUACAACCAACCGGAGCCACUUACGCAUUGUGAGGGAAGUGGAAGCAAUUGGUGGUCACAUAGGAGCCAGUGCCUCUAGGGAGCAAAUGGGAUACACUUUUGAUGCUAUCAAAACCUAUGUUCCUCAAAUGGUGGAACUGCUUGUUGACGCAGUGAGGAAUCCUGCCUUCUUGGAAUGGGAGGUCAAUGAAGAGCUGAAGAAGGUGCGGGCAGAGAUUGGUGAACUAUCUAACAAUCCUCAGGGCUUACUCCUGGAGGCAAUUCAUUCUGCUGGUUAUUCUGGUGCACUGGCAAAUCCUCUUCUGGCUUCGGAAGCAGCACUGAACAGAUUGAAUGGCAGUGUCUUGGAGGACUUUGUUGCUGAGAAUUAUACGGCUCGUCGGAUUGUUCUUGCAGCUUCAGGGGUCGAUCAUGAGGAGAUUGUAUCUAUUGCAGAACCACUUCUUUCUGACCUACCUAGUGGGCCCCGCUCUGAGGAGCCACAAUCUAAAUAUGUUGGAGGAGAGUAUCGUCUUCAAGCUAGUCCAUCGGAGACCCAUAUAGCUCUUGCUUUUGAAGUUCCCGGUGGCUGGCGACAAGAGAAGCAAGCCAUCCUUUUGACGGUUCUCCAGUUGCUUAUGGGAGGUGGUGGUUCUUUCUCUGCUGGGGGACCUGGAAAGGGGAUGCACUCAAGGCUAUAUCUCCGCGUUUUGAAUAAGUUUCAAGAGAUUCAGUCCUUCUCUGCCUUCAACAGCAUCUUCAAUGAUUCUGGGCUGUUUGGCAUUUAUGCUAGCUCUGCCAGUGAAUUUGGAUCAGAACUAGUUGAUAUAGCAGCUAAAGAAUUACUUUCAAUUGCAACACCUGGACAAGUUACGGACGUACAGCUUAAACGUGCCAAGGAGUCCACAAAGGCUGCAGUCUUAAUGAAUCUAGAAUCUAGAAUGAUUGCAUCAGAGGACAUAGGGAGGCAGGUUUUGACGUACGGAGAGAGGAAACCUGUGGAGCAUUUCUUGAAGACAGUAGAAGAAGUGAGUUUGACAGAUAUUACUACAAUUGCGCAAAAGAUUAUUUCUUCACCUCUAACAAUGGCAUCAUUUGGCAAUGUUUCGAAUGUCCCCAGUUACGAAUCAGUUAGCAGACAUUUCCAUGCAAAAUGAGAGGUGCUUCUGCUAUAAUUUUUUUGAAUCACAUGGCUUCUUACGACUUCCAAGUUAUUUGCUUUGUCGGCAUUGUCGAAAUAAAAUUUUGAAAGGAAAAAUUUGAUCCAAAUUGCAUGUAUCAGGAUCCAUUUUGCCAAUAUUAUGUAUUCUCUCUCUCUCUCUCUC
Prunus persica (peach) is the source of this 1798-nucleotide messenger RNA. RefSeq names its product mitochondrial-processing peptidase subunit alpha. Gene Ontology annotation, molecular function: metal ion binding; metalloendopeptidase activity. The transcript is spliced from 13 exons. The coding region runs from base 119 to 1630 and encodes 503 amino acids. Lineage: Eukaryota; Viridiplantae; Streptophyta; Magnoliopsida; Rosales; Rosaceae. The record is from RefSeq and is a predicted model, not a curated record. Gene Ontology annotation, cellular component: mitochondrion. Gene Ontology annotation, biological process: proteolysis.